Molecule: messenger RNA, 567 nt
Organism: Aspergillus calidoustus
Lineage: Eukaryota; Fungi; Ascomycota; Eurotiomycetes; Eurotiales; Aspergillaceae
Source: the annotation of a GenBank genome assembly
AUGUCUCUCUUCCAAACCUUCCCCUUCUCAACCGGAGAGUGGUCUCCCCUGUUCACUCUCCUCGACGACUACGACAACCAUCGAUCCCGCAAGGGCCAGGGCCCGACACCCAUCCGCUCUUUUGCCCCUCGCUUCGAUGUCCGCGAGACCAAGGACGCCUACCAUCUAGACGGCGAACUCCCCGGCAUCCAACAAAAGGACAUUGACAUUGAAUUCACGGACCCGCAGACCCUCGUCGUCAAGGGCCGUGUUGAGCGCGAAUAUUCCUCGGAGUCUGCCCCUUCUGGCGAGGAGCAACAGAAACAAGAGAAACAACCCGAGGGCCAGGGAGGCGAAGGAGGCGGCGGCAGCGAGGUCGCCAAGUCCGGCGACAAGCAAGUUUCCAAGACAGGUCCGAAGCCCCGCUACUGGGUGAGUGAGCGAUCUGUCGGCGAGUUCCAGCGCGCCUUUAGCUUCCCUGAACGGGUUAACCAGGACGAGGUCAAGGCUUCGCUGAAGGAUGGGAUCCUUUCGCUCGUCGUCCCCAAGGCUGCGCCGCCUGCUUCGAAGAAGAUCACUAUCCAGUAA